AUGGCGGCGACUGCCCCCAGUGCGGGGGGCUCCGCGCCUGAGGCGGCGGGUUCCGACGAAGCCCCGCUACAGUACAGCCUUCUUCUGCAAUACCUGGUGGGCGACAAGCGUCAGCCCCGGCUUCUGGAGCCUAGUAGUUUGGGUGGGAUCCCGAGCCCCACCAAGAGUGAGGAACAGAAGAUGAUCGAGAAGGCAAUGGAAAGCUGCGCCUUCAAGGCAGCGCUGGCCUGCGUGGGAGGAUUUGUAUUGGGAGGUGCGUUUGGGGUGUUCACUGCCGGCAUUGAUACCAAUGUGGGCUUUGACCCUAAGGAUCCUUACCGUACGCCGACAGCGAAAGAAGUUCUUAAAGACAUGGGGCAGAGAGGGAUGUCCUACGCCAAAAAUUUUGCCAUUGUGGGCGCCAUGUUUUCUUGCACCGAGUGCUUGGUAGAAUCUUACCGGGGAAAAUCAGAUUGGAAGAAUAGUGUCAUUAGUGGCUGCAUCACUGGAGGAGCCAUUGGUUUCAGAGCGGGCUUAAAGGCCGGGGUCAUUGGUUGUGGAGGUUUUGCUGCUUUCUCUGCUGCGAUUGAUUAUUACCUACGGUGAGAGUUAUUGCCUCCAGGGAAGGACAGUACCAGCCCAAGAUUAGAGCUGUUCCGUGGAGGGCAGUUUCUGUACCACUCCGAGGCACUUGCUUCCGAGACCGAAGACCUUUGUUUUCCCUUGUGUAGUUGGUGUGGUGAGGGAGCCACCUGGCUGCUUUCUGCCCCCAGCCUCUGAGUGGCCAUACUGUCUGCUCCUGGGUUCUAGCCACGCCUAGUGGGGGAUGUGCCAUGGCAGCCUCUCUCUCUCGG
Molecule: messenger RNA, 833 nt
Organism: Puma concolor (puma)
Lineage: Eukaryota; Metazoa; Chordata; Mammalia; Carnivora; Felidae
Gene: TIMM22
Product: translocase of inner mitochondrial membrane 22
Biological process (GO): protein insertion into mitochondrial inner membrane
Cellular component (GO): TIM22 mitochondrial import inner membrane insertion complex
Molecular function (GO): transmembrane protein transporter activity
Source: RefSeq, a predicted model, not a curated record